AUGGGGAACAGAAGGUUCGCGCAGGUCUCGACCAGCGACGACGAAGACGACGUCGCACCGCAAAAUCAGCAGUUGGAGGAGGAGAACGGGUCGUCGAAGAAGAGGAAGCAGAUGAAGCUUCGAGAGGGAGAAGAAGAAGAGUCAGAAGAGGAAGAGAAGCACAAGAGUAAGAAGAGGAAGGGAAAGAAAGGGAAAAAUGUUAGGGACGAAUCGGCGUCGGAGAGCGAAGACAACGAGGAAGAGCCACAGCUAGAGGACGCGAAGCCGAUUGGCGAGGUCGUUAGGCUUUCAGGGAAGGGGAGGGGUCGCAGGCAUCACUACGAGGCGUUUGAGUAUGACGGCAACCGAUACGACUUGGAGGAUGCGGUUCUUCUAAUUCCGGAGGAUAGAAAACAAAAACCUUAUGUGGCAAUUAUUAAGGAUAUAAGUAAGACCAGAGAUGGGAGCAUGAUGGUAUUAGGACAGUGGUUUUAUCGACCUGAAGAGGCAGAGAAAAAAGCUGGUGGAAACUGGCAGUCACGUGACACAAGGGAGUUGUUCUAUAGUUUCCAUCGUGAUGAGGUUCCAGCAGAAUCUGUAAUGCAUAGAUGUGUUGUGCAUUUUGUUCCUUUAAAUAAACAGCUACCAAGUCGUAAACAGCAUCCUGGCUUCAUUGUACAAAAGGUGUAUGACACCCAAGGGAAAAAACUUUGGAAGCUGACAGAUAGGGAUUAUGAGGAAGAUAAGCAGCAUGAGAUUGACUUACUAGUUCAGAAAACUAUUGGAAGAUUGGGAGAUCUUCCUGAUAUAGAGACUACAGAUACCACCUUUAAUCAGGAUGAGCAGUUCAAGACUAAAAGAAGUUUAAUAAAAAAAAACAUAUCACCCCUUGAUGUUUCUAGGGUGGAAGAAGCAACCACUAAGCCUGGUCAAAAUCAAAAAGCUGAAACACCUGGAAGCAGGACUAAUUCCUCAGAAUAUCAUUCCAUUUUAGUCAAGUUCAUGGCACUAACUGGAGACACACAUCGUGAUAGAUGGUUGGAGAAACUUCUUGAAAAUAUUAGGCAUGCAUGCAAUUCUGCUGACAUCUCGAAUGGAGAUGAAAAGAGGAAAUCUGGUUCUGAUGAUAUUGGCCAUGCAAGUGACUGUAAGUCCCCAGAAGUUGGAAAUGGAUCUCAUAAUCUCAAGAGUGGCAAGUCUUUUCACUGGCCAGAUGAUGCUGUUCGUGCAGUUACUUCUCUGGAGAAGGCCUCUCAUGAGUCUCUCUCCUCGGAUUCUACGAAGUAUAACCAAAAGUUGCGGCAACUGUGGUUCAAUAUCCAGAGAAAUUCAUUCCUAGCCCGCCGGCUGCUAAAUCAAGAGUUGGAACCUUUAACAAUAGUGAACAUGUCACCUGAUGAGCUAAAGGAGGGUUUAACAGCUGAGGAGAGAGCAAAGAAGGAGCCUGAUGACUGGGAGCGUAUGCAGAUGACGGAUGCUCGUUGCUCAAGAUGCUCUGAGUUCAAGGUGGGAGUUAGGGACAUCAUUCAAGCAGGACAUGGUGCUCGUUAUCAGCUGGAGUGUAUUGCCUGUGGCCAUUCGUGGUAUGCUGCUCGGGAUGCGGUUUCGAUGCUCACAAUUGAUGCACCUAGUUCUAACAAGAACGUGGGUACAGCUCCAUUAGCCACUGCCAAAUUUGAAGAUGUUGAGAAGAAGCUGGUGAGUCCUCGUGAAUCUGACAAGGCAGCAGCCAAGGACACUUUGAAAAAAACAACUGAAGCAUUUAUGCCAGUCUUGGAUGCGCAAAGAUCAUUUAGUAAGUCUAGAAAGGAAGAAAAUUCAGAAUCAACAAAGAAAGCUGAGUAG
Molecule: messenger RNA, 1824 nt
Organism: Prunus armeniaca (apricot)
Lineage: Eukaryota; Viridiplantae; Streptophyta; Magnoliopsida; Rosales; Rosaceae
Source: the annotation of a GenBank genome assembly